AUGGUAAGAGACAAUGGUACCACAUUCCAGGGCGCUAGCAACCAGAUAAAUGAAAUCUACCAAUUUUUAAGGGACAGUUCAGACGAAAUUAUGACCUCACUUAGUAACGACGGCAUCAAAUGGAGCUUUUUACCGGUCUACACACCGCACAUGGGCGGGAUAUACGAAGCUGCUGUAAAAAGUUGUAAAUAUUUUCUAAAAAGAGUUUUGGCUGCAGCACUUCUGACUUAUGAAGAAUUUGUAACAGUACUUAUACAGGUGGAAGGAAUUUUAAAUUCACGACCAUUGUGUCCCUUGUCUAAUACAGAUAUUAAUGACUUUUCCGCAUUAACACCAGCUCACUUCUUGAUAGGUAGGGCUAUAACCACCGUUCCCGACUAUGAGUACAAGGAUGUUCCCGCCCACAGGCUCACGCUGUUCCAGCAGCUACAGCAGCUUCAACAGGACUUCUGGCGAAGAUGGUCUCGCGACUAUAUCGGGAUCCUACAACAACGUACCAAGUGGCGGAGCUCGAAGGGCCCAGCUCUCUCCGUGGGCACGAUGGUGGUGGUGAAGGAUGACCGUCUCCCUCCCUGCCAGUGGAAGCUGGGACGAAUCAUACAAACCCAUGACGGACGUGAUAGUGUUGCUAGAGUCGCGACAGUGUUAACUUCCAAAUGCGAAAUAAAAAGAUCAUAUGUUCAUCUAUGUCCACUACCAAUUAAUAUAGAUUAA
Parnassius mnemosyne (clouded apollo) is the source of this 714-nucleotide messenger RNA. Lineage: Eukaryota; Metazoa; Arthropoda; Insecta; Lepidoptera; Papilionidae. The record is from the annotation of a GenBank genome assembly.